Molecule: messenger RNA, 1609 nt
Organism: Thunnus maccoyii (southern bluefin tuna)
Lineage: Eukaryota; Metazoa; Chordata; Actinopteri; Scombriformes; Scombridae
Gene: c10h8orf76
Exons: 8
Coding region: 109-1095 (328 amino acids)
Molecular function (GO): protein binding
Source: RefSeq, a predicted model, not a curated record
CUGUGCAACCGCGGGAUAUAAACAAUCCACGCAUGAGCCGAGCUACAGCUUGUUGGACACGUUUAUACAGUGAAAUUGUGUGAUUUAGUGGCAUUUCUCGGCCGCCUGAUGGAGAUAUUAGGAAGCACGUUUGAUGACUCGGUGUUUUCGGAGGCGAGAGACCGAGUCUCUGUGUCUUUGUCCUCUUACAAAGCCAAAGUGUGUGAGCCGGAGUGGUUUUGUGAGAGCGCCGCUCUCGAUACAGACGAUUCUUUGGAGAAGCAGAAAGUCCACAAGUUUAGAGGUGACUUGGCUGUGAGGCAGGGCAAAUAUCAGAUAGCCCUGGAUGCGUACAGCAGCUGCCUGGAGUGGAUUGCUGACAACAACCUGACCAUCAGAAGGGAUGUGCUGGAGGGAAUGGCUCGAUGCUGCACCAAACUGGGACAGAGAGAAAAGGCGUUGGACUUGGCUGACUUACUGAGCAAAGAAGCCUCCAACACCUGUCAUCUCAUCGGCCUCCUGCUGCUCAAGGUCAGCAUCUACCAGCAUUUUGGAGCCAUAGGAUCAAAGGUGUCGUCUCUGCAGCAGCUGUGCAGCCUGCUGCCCUUUAACCCUUGGCACUGGUGCACCCUAGGACAAACGUGUCUGCAGCUGCUGGAGAGGGACAGAGCCACAGGAUCCUGUUCCCCACAGAGGUGUGAGUCAGCAGGAGAGCAGAGGGAUGGAGAGACUGCGGAGCAACAGGAGGAGGCAGCAGAGCUCGAUGAGGACAGGAUCUGGCUGAAGGCCUGCACGAGCUUCAUCAGGACAAGACUCCUGUUGAGAAUCCUUCGGCAGCAGCAGUCGUCCUUUGUGCUGCAGCGCAGCGAAAGUGCCCUCCAAACAACAGAAAAGGCGUUACAGUGGCUAAAUCCCAAAGAGACAACUCUGCAGGCCGUCACUGAGGUGAUGUCAGAGGACCUGAUCCCAGAGAAGAUGAGGGAAGACUACCAGGACGGGGAGAGUUUGGCUACCGUGUGUGUGCAGAGCUUCAGAGAACGCUGGUGGAACAAGAUCUUACUGACUGGAGUGCUAGAGACUGAUGGAUGUCAACAUCGGACGGACACAAAGUCCUGAUGCUCUAGUGUUACCUGUUUACAGAGAAGUUGGUGGGGAAAAAAUCACUGUACAGAUCCCAUCUAAGAGCAGAGAAAGACAGUGACGAACCAGAUCCACCUCCAAUGACAUGACUCCCUAUAAAGUACAUGUCUAACUAGUGACGUUCUGUUGCAUAAUCAGGGAACAAGGACUGCAUUUACUAAAGAGCCAUUUGGUAGAACUUCACACAUUGUUCCCUAAAACGUAACAGAUUAUUUUAAUGUGUGUCCCUUCAUGUAAAGCACAGUGAGAACUGCACAGUGGGUACAAUAAUAGUUAAUCCCACAGUACCAAACACUGAAUGUGUCACCUAUUUAAUAUCGUGGUAUGUGUAGUUGAUGACUGUGAUCCUACUCUGCCUUGACAAAGGUCACAAAAGGAGACAAAGUCAGACGUUUUAAAUUCUUUAAUGUUCUCCUGAAAUCUAACUUAUAUCAUAACAUGUUCAUAUCUUUAAAAAUCAUUUUAAUAAAACAUACAUAUUUUGUUUUUA